AUGAAAACCCUCACGUUGCCGGCAUCCGUCCUCUUCUGCUUCCUUAUACUGAUCCAGGGAUUGGAAGCAGCGCCCCCCGGGCGCUCCGAUGCUUAUCCUCCUCCCCUCGGCUCUGAGCUUAAAGAGCAGGUAGCUGAGGACGCAGUGUCCCGGCCAAAGGAUGACAGCGUCCCAGAGGUCCGAGCCGCUCGGAAUUCCGAGCCUCAGGACCAGGGAGAGCUCUUCCAGGGCGUGGAUCCCCGGGCGCUGGCCGCGGUACUGUUGCAGGCACUGGACCGUCCGGCCUCGCCCCCGGCGGUCCCAGGAGGUUCCCAGCAGGGAACACCCGAGGAAGCAGCAGAAGCUCUGUUGACGGAGUCCGUGCGCAGUCAGACCCACAGCCUCCCGGCACCAGAGAUCCAAGUGCCCGCUGCAGCCCCCCCUCGCCCUCAGACUCAGGACAACGAUCCCGAGGCCGAUGACCGCUCAGAAGAGCUGGAGGCGCUAGCAUCCUUGCUCCAAGAACUUCGAGAUUUCAGUCCGAGCAAUGCUAAGCGCCAGCAAGAGACGACCGCAGCAGAGACGGAAACCCGCACGCACACGCUGACCCGAGUCAAUCUGGAGAGCCCCGGGCCAGAGCGCGUAUGGCGCGCUUCCUGGGGAGAGUUCCAGGCGCGCGUCCCGGAGCGCGCUCCUCUGUCACCCCCGGUCCCUUCGCAAUUCCAGGCUCGAAUGCCCGAAAGUGCUCCCCUUCCCGAAACCCAUCAGUUCGGGGAAGGGGUGGCCUCCCCUAAAACACAUCUAGGUGAGACUUUGACACCCUUAUCUAAGGCGUACCAAAGCCUAGGUGGCCCCUUCCCCAAGGUGCGCCGGCUCGAGGGCUCACUCUUGGGCGGCUCAGAGGCUGGAGAGCGCCUGCUUCAGCAAGGGCUGGCUCAGGUAGAGGCAGGGAGGAGACAGGCGGAGGCCACCCGGCAAGCCGCAGCGCAAGAAGAGCGGCUGGCCGACCUCGCCUCCGACCUGCUGCUCCAGUAUCUGCUGCAGGGCGGAGCCCGGCAGCGCGAUCUCGGGGGUCGCGGGCUGCAGGAGACGCAGCAAGAGCGGGAGAGCGAGAGGGAGGAGGAGGCGGAGCAGGAGAGACGCGAUGGUGGGGAGGACGAGCUGGAGGAAGAGGAUGAGGAGGCGGCGGAGGCGGAGGCAGAGGCAGAGGAGGCGGAGAGGGCGCGGCAGAACUCGCUCCUGUUCGCCGAGGAGGAGGACGGGGAAGCCGGAGCCGAGGACAAACGCUCCCAGGAGGAGGCGCCAGGCCAUCGGCGGAAGGAUGUAGAGGGGGCAGAGGAGGGAGGGGAAGAGGACGACGACGACGAGGAGAUGGAUCCGCAGACGAUCGAUAGCCUCAUUGAACUGUCCACCAAACUCCACCUGCCAGCCGACGAUGUGGUCAGCAUCAUCGAAGAGGUGGAGGAAAAACGGAAGCGGAAGAAGAACGCCCCUCCCGAGCCGGUGCCGCCCCCCCGGGCCGCCCCAGCCCCCACUCAUGUCCGCUCCCCACCGCCCCCACCUCCCGCCCCGGCCCGGGAUGAGUUGCCAGACUGGAACGAAGUGCUCCCACCCUGGGAUCGGGAGGAGAAUGAGGUGUAUCCCCCGGGGCCCUAUCACCCCUUCCCCAACUACAUUCGGCCGCGGACACUGCAGCCACCCGCAUCCUCCCGCCGCCGUCACUUCCACCACGCGUUGCCACCUGCGCGCCACCAUCCCGACCUGGAGGCCCAGGCCAGGCGCGCGCAGGAGGAGGCGGACGCGGAGGAGCGCCGGCUGCAGGAGCAGGAGGAGCUGGAGAAUUACAUCGAGCACGUGCUGCUGCGCCGCCCGUGA
This is a messenger RNA of Arvicola amphibius (Eurasian water vole), 1854 nucleotides long. It is a transcript of the gene Vgf, whose product is annotated as VGF nerve growth factor inducible. Gene Ontology annotation, molecular function: neuropeptide hormone activity. The transcript has a single exon. The coding region runs from base 1 to 1854 and encodes 617 amino acids. Lineage: Eukaryota; Metazoa; Chordata; Mammalia; Rodentia; Cricetidae. Gene Ontology annotation, biological process: regulation of synaptic plasticity; carbohydrate homeostasis. The record is from RefSeq and is a predicted model, not a curated record.